Molecule: messenger RNA, 2271 nt
Organism: Lasiodiplodia theobromae
Lineage: Eukaryota; Fungi; Ascomycota; Dothideomycetes; Botryosphaeriales; Botryosphaeriaceae
Product: Acetylornithine deacetylase
Exons: 2
Coding region: 1-2271 (756 amino acids)
Molecular function (GO): hydrolase activity
Source: RefSeq, a predicted model, not a curated record
AUGUCUUCCUCACGCCUUCCCAUCUUUUUCAACCCCGCCGCCGAUUCCUGGAUCACUUCGCAAAGUGAGUCCACAGAUCUUGUCACUGCCUUCCAUCGCAAGCUUCCCGGCUACGCGCCCACCAGGCUCGUACCUCUCGACGACAUCGCCAAAGAGCUCGGAGUUGCCGCCGUCUACAUCAAAGAAGAGUGCAACCGCAUCGGCGUCCCGUCCUUCAAAAUCCUCGGCGCCUCUUGGGGCACUUUUCGCGCCGUCGCGCAGAAGCUGAACUUGCCUCUUGACUCCGACCUCGCGGCGAUCAAGGAAGCGACCAAGGCAAACCCAAUCACCCUCUUUGCAGCAACGGCCGGCAACCACGGACGGGCUGUCGCGCGCGUCGGAAGCAUCCUCGGCCUGCCGGUCGAGAUCUUCGUGCCCGCCGGCACGCAUCCAGACACGGUGCGCUUCAUCGCCGACGAAGGCGCGCGAGUGACGGUCAUCUCCGGCAGCUAUGACGAAGCCGUGCGCACCGCGUCCGACGAGGCUGAGAAGCAGUCCGGCAUCCUGAUCCAAGACACCGCCUGGCCGGGCUACGAAGACAUCCCCAACUGGAUCGUCGCCGGCUACACCACCCUCCUCACCGAACUUACCACCCAACUGCCCCCCGCCCACCCCGCACCCACCCACGUCCUCGCCCCCGUCGGCGUCGGCUCCUUCGCGUCUGCUGUCGUCUCGCACUACAAGUCAUCAUCCUCUCCAUCGCCCGCCAUCAUAACCGUCGAACCCGACACCGCCCCCUGCCUCCACGCCUCCCUCCGCGCCUCGCACCCCGUCUCCGUCCCAACCCCCUUCCCCACCAUCCUCGCCGGCCUCAACUGCGGCACCGUCUCCAGCACCGCCUGGCCCCUCCUAUCCGCUGGCGUCGCCGCCGCCGCGACCGUGUCAGACGCCGAGGCGCAUGACGCGUGCCUAGCGCUCGCUGCCCGUGGCGUGGAUGCUGGGCCGUGCGGUGCCGCGACGCUGGCGGCGUUGAGGCGGUGUUGCGGGGAGGCGGGUGCGAGAGAGCGGUUGGGGUUGGGUAAGGGCGCGGUUGUCGUGCUGCUGGGGACGGAGGGGGGGAGGGGGUACGACACCCCGCGCGGGGUAGCGGUGGAGGAUGUGGAGGGUGUGGCGAGGGAGUUGGUAAGGAUUGAGUCGACGAAUUUGACUGGUGCGGGAGCCGGGGCGAAGGGCGAGGCGGAGGUCGGCAGGUGGAUCGCGGCGUGGUUGGCGCAUCGCGGGGUCGAGACGCAUGUGGUCGAGGAGGUGCCUGGCCGGCCCUCGGUCGUCGGGGUGGUGAGGGGGACGGGCGGCGGGAAGUCGUUGAUGUUCAACGGGCAUGUGGAUACGGUCACGUUGGCGGGCUACGAAGGCGACCCGUUGAGCGGCGAUGUCGUCGACAGGAAGCUGUUCGGCAGGGGCGCGGCGGAUAUGAAGGGCGGCCUGGCGGCGGCGAUGGUGGCGCUCGUGCGGUGCAAGGACGCGCGGCUGAGGGGAGACGUCGUCCUCGCGGCUGUCGCGGACGAGGAGGAUCUGAGUAUCGGGACGGAGCAGGUGCUGCGGGCGGGGUGGACGGCUGACGCGGCCAUCGUGGGCGAGCCGAGCAAUUUGGGCAUCGUCACGGCGCACAAGGGGUUCGUGUGGUUGGAGGUCGAUGUCCUUGGUGUUGCGAGCCAUGGGUCUCGGCCGGACCUGGGCGUCGAUGCCAUUUCGAAGGCUGGAUACUUCCUGGUCGAGUUGGACAGGUAUGCGAAGCGGCUUGAGGAAGGACCGAGGCACCCGGCUCUGGGCCCAGGCAGUGUCCAUGCUUCGAUCAUUAAGGGAGGGGAGGAGGCGUCGUCGUACCCUGCCAAGUGCACCAUCACGGUGGAGAGACGGACGGUUCCAGGCGAGACGGCAGAAUCGGUGAGGGAAGAGGUGGACGCUAUACUGAAGCGGCUCGAGGGUGAUGUUCCUGGCUUCAAGUACGAGCUGAGGGUGACGUUCAAGCGGUCGACGUUUGACAUCGAUCGGGCGCAUCCGUUUGUGUCGCUCGUCUCUCAGAAGGUUGAGGAAACGACAGGUGCUAAGCCUACUUUCCUGGCUGAGCCCUUCUGGACAGACUGCGCGCUUCUGUCGGAUGCAGGGAUUCCGGUGGUCAUAUACGGGCCCAAGGGAGAGGGUCUUCAUGCGAAGACAGAAUGGGUUGAUCUGAAGUCUGUGGAGACGGUUGCGGAGACAUUGACUGCCGUAGCACGGGAGUUUUGUAAAUAG